UGUUUCGGAGGACGCACGGCUCUCGACCUUUGCCUCUCCCGAGUCCGUACGGGAGUUGCAGCGAUGGAACUGUAAGACUGUAACUACAAAUCGGAUACCACAAAAUAGUGUAUCUGUGGGUUCUACUGGAGAGAAGGCUGCUGGGGCUUCAAGUGCUGCCACUCCAUGGUCAAACAGAGCUACUGCACCGGAGAGGCUGGCAUCAAAACUACGAUCUCCUUGGCCUGUGUUCCGUUUGAGGAGGGACUUGAGGAGAAGCCGAAGACUACUGGAGAUGCCCAGGGAGAAGCUGAAAAGAGGAGAAGAAGAGAAGAAGAAGCACGGCUCAGACAGCAGCGACUCUGAGGAGGAGAAGAAACAGAAACUGAACAAGGCCCUGGCUGCAGAGGAAGUGCGUCUGAAGCAGGUCGAGGAGAUGAUGAAGGUGGAUGAGAGGAAGAGGAAGUACAACUGCCUGCAGGAGAUCAAGGAGCCCACGGAGGAGGAGAUGGAGGCCUUCAGGAUGAAACGCUCCAGGGAAGACGACCCCAUGGCCAACUUCCUGGAGCUGGGACAGUGAUAGUCAGUGACGACCCCAUGGCCAACUUCCUGGAGCUGGGACAGUGAUCGAGUGAUAGUGACAACCCCAUACUCUACGCUCACCCCUACCUACA
This is a messenger RNA of Coregonus clupeaformis (lake whitefish), 653 nucleotides long. Its product is annotated as pre-mRNA-splicing factor SLU7-like. The record is from RefSeq and is a predicted model, not a curated record. Bases 275 to 559 code for a protein of 94 amino acids. The transcript is spliced from 4 exons. Lineage: Eukaryota; Metazoa; Chordata; Actinopteri; Salmoniformes; Salmonidae.